UUUUUACCUCAGAUUUUUAUUUGAUAAAUUCUUCUAUUUUUCGAUCUUAUUUUUUAUUAAAAGUGUUUUUUAACCGGCGGGGAUGAUGUUUGCUGUGACACAGUGGAAUAUCGGAUAGUUUGACACGCCACUUUGGGUUUUGUUCGGACCUUGUUGUUUUACCUCAGAGAUAAAGUUGUGUGAUUGAAACCGGGAGCGAUUAUCUCGGUAUUUUAAGUUGAUAUUUUAUCGGUGAUUUGUUCAUCAUGUCGUUAUUCGGUAAGAUCUUUCGCCUGCCGUCUCUGGAUAAGAAGAGAGUGAAGCAGUAUGAACAUGUACACAGAGAAGUGAACCCGGCUGAGCUGUGGGAGAUUGUGGGAGAGCUGGGGGACGGAGCUUUCGGAAAAGUUUAUAAGGCCCAGAAUAAAGAAACCAGAGUUCUUGCUGCUGCCAAAGUGAUCGAGACCAACAGUGAGGAGGAGCUGGAGGAUUACAUGGUGGAGAUCGAAAUCCUGGCUUCAUGUGAUCAUCAGUACAUCGUCAAACUGCUCGACGCUUUCUAUUAUGAAAACAAGCUGUGGAUCAUGAUCGAGUUCUGUCCCGGUGGAGCUGUGGACGCCACCAUGCUAGAGCUGGACCGGGGUUUGACGGAGAAGCAGAUCCAGGUGAUCUGUAAGCAGAUGCUGGAGGCUUUGGUUUACCUGCACAGCAUGAAAAUCAUCCAUCGAGACCUGAAGGCUGGAAACGUCCUGCUCACACUGGAUGGAGACGUCAAACUGGCUGAUUUUGGGGUGUCGGCUAAAAACACCAAAACCUUACAGAGGAGAGACUCGUUUAUUGGGACUCCGUACUGGAUGGCUCCUGAGGUGGUGAUGUGCGAGACCACGAAGGACGCUCCCUACGAUUACAAAGCCGACAUCUGGUCUCUGGGCAUCACGCUGAUCGAACUGGCUCAGAUCGAACCUCCGCACCACGAGCUCAACCCCAUGAGGGUCCUGCUGAAAAUCGCUAAAGCUGAUCCACCCAGCCUGGAUCAGCCGUCCAAAUGGUCGGCGGACUUCAAGGAUUUCCUGAAGCGAGCGUUAGAUAAGAACCCCGAGACACGACCAUCAGCUCUUCAGCUUCUAGACCACCCGUUUGUGAGCUCGGUGAAGUCCAACCGGCCUCUGACGGAGCUGGUGGCCGAGGCUAAAGCUGAAGUGAUGGAGGAGAUGGAGGACGAGAGGGACGAGGACGCAGACGAGGACGAGAACAUCGACCUCACAUCACCUCCUGCCAAAGACCCGUCGGAAACCAGUCAGACCAGUCUGGAUGGCGACCACGCUCCCGACGCGCCUCUGCCCGAGAGUCCCACCGAGACGGAGUCGCUGAAGCUGGAGCGGAAGCUCUCCGACGAGGACGGCGACAAACCCGAAAGCAAGCACUCCAGCUCCGACUCGGGGAUCGAGGACGGGAAGAGCACGCCCACGUCCGAGGAGGAAGGAAAAGCCGAGUCGCCGUCCUCGCCGCCUCCCGGCAUCGAGACCGCGCACCCGGGAGAGCGGAAGGUGCGAGGGGGCAAACCCGGCGGCGAGGGUUCGGUGAGGCGCCAGUCUGGUGCGGCGUGGAACGGGAGCGUGUGUUCGGACACGCCCCGCCACGCCGACGGGAAGACGACGAAGAGGGGCUCCGAUGCCAGCAGUCUGCUCUCGGACAGCAUCGAUAUCAGCCUGAACGCCUCGGGGACCAGAGACAGCGGCACGGUGCGGGACGCUCGUUUCUGCAGUCGCACCCUGAGACGCACCCGAAGGUUUAUGGUGGACGGUGUGGAAGUGAGCGUCACCACCGCCAAGAUCAUCGGCGACGAUGAGAAGAAGGACGAGGAGAUGAGAUUCCUCAGACGGCAGGAGUUGAGAGAGCUCCGUUUGCUGCAGAAGGAGGAACACCGAGCUCUGACGCUGCUUAAUUCCAAACUGGACGGUCAGAGAGAGCUCAUGCAGAGACGCUUCGACCAGGAAAUGAACGUGAAGAAGAAGUUCUACGACACCGAGCUGGAGAAUCUGGAGAAGCAGCAGAAGCAGACCAUCGAGAGGAUGGAGCUGGACCACGCCGUACAUCUGCGCGAGGAAACCAAGCGCGUGCGCGCGGAGCAGGAUCGAGCCCUGCACAGGUUCCAGGAGACGAUGAAGCAGCGCAAGAAAGAGGUGAAAAAUGAAGUGGAGAAGUUACCCAGGAACCAGAGGAAGGAAAGUUUAAAACAACGUUUGAAUCAAUUCCAGCAGAAGAAAGUUACAGAGGAGGAGCAGUUCCGUGCAGAUCAGCAACAUCAACUGGAUACGACUCUGAAAAACAUCAUCGCGCGAAACAAGCAGGAGAUCGCGGAUAAAGAGCGCGUCUGCCUCGAGAAGAAACAGAACCUGAUCCGAGAGAGAGAAAAUGCGAUCUGGGAGCUGGAGGAGAAGAACCUGCACGAGAGACGGCAGCUUCUCAAGGGUCAACUGAAGGAGAAAUACUUCCUCCAGAGACACCAGCUCCUGAAGAAGCACGAGAAGGAACUGCUGCAGAUGCAGAGCUACAACAAUCGCAUGGUGGAGAUGCUGAAAGGUCGGCAGCAGCAGGAGAGGAACCGGCUGCCCAAGAUCCAGCGCGGUGAAGGGAAAACCCGCAUGGCCAUGUUCAAGAAGAGCCUCCGCAUCAACUCUACAGGCAGCACCGCAGAAGAUCGGGAGAGGGUCAAACAGUUCUCCAGGCAGGAGGACAACAGACAGAAAGCCGAGCGUCUUCACCUGCAGCAGAAACAUGAACUCCAGAUGAGAGACAUGAUGGGUCAGUGUGAGAGCAACAUCCGAGAACUCCAACAGCUACAGAAUGAGAAGUGUCACCUGCUGGUGGAGAACGAGACUCAGAGACUGAAGGCCCUGGAUGAACAUCACAACCAGCUGCUGAAGGACUGGAGGGAGCAGCUCAAACCCAGGAAGAUGGCCCUGGAGGACGAGCUGAACCAGAAGAAGCGCGAGCAGGAGAUGUUCUUCAGGAGGAGUGAAGAUUCCGAGUGUUCGAACCCCAGCUCGCCCAGCAGAUACACCAAGUUCCUGCCCUACACGGAGUCCUCCAACACUUAGACCCUGCCCACGGGGCCUCAGGCUGUCUGUAGCUCCGGAAAAGCCGGCUUUUAUUUUUUAUUAGUUUUAUUUUAUCGUUAUUAGAGGAAAUCUAUAUAAAAAGUGAAGAGAUUUAUAAUAUCAUAUAAAGAGAAAAUAUAAAUAUAAGUUUAGAUGAAGGAGAAACGGCAGUGAAGCCACUUACCAAAGCCAGAAGUGUAAUCAGUCUUAUUGUUAUUAUCAUUAUUAUUAUAUUUUUAAUGAUUAUAUUAUUAUGAUUCUUGUUAAUAUGAUUUUAUUCCACUUUGUUUGUAAAAUACAUUUACAGAAUUUAUUCAGCAAUAAAAUACAAGCACUUCUGUCCUAGCACAGAUUCUAAUAGAAGAGCGUCCGUGUGCCUUCAUAAAACGCCAAAGUUUAUAAUCUUCUGCACAGAAAAGCUAAUAAAUGUAAAGUUUAGGGUUCUUUCUGUACCUGGACGUGACUUUAAUGCUUAAACAGUGUAACCUGUUCCAGUCUGGUGUAAAUGUGAUGCGCUGCUGUUAGAGGGACGUCGGUACGUUCGCUUGUUUUGUUGUCGAGUCCCGGAGUUACUGUCGAGUGCAACACUGGAUGCAUGACUGACCCCCUCGGGCAGUUAAAAAACCCCCAAAUGUUCCCAUAAACACUCACAGCACAGCUGCCUACCAUAUAGAUACACUGUGGGUAUACUGUAUACAAUCACUGACUGGAGCUCGUGUUGUUCUGCACACAGUCACCCUCACCUCAUAAGACCCCCCGUGUAUUAGAUGAUGUGUAGAUGCACUGAUACUAAUAUAGUAAUAACAUAGUAGUGUGUGUGUGUGUUUAAAAAUCCCAACAACACUGCUGCACCUGCUUCUCUAAUACACUGUUUGUACUGGCUGUAGGUGUACAGUACCCACAAAGCGCACCCAUGUGGUGGGCGUGGCUCAUAAAAUGGCCAAUGAAUGUACAUACCUUAUAAACAGACCGGGGUGUUUUUACAUGCACUAGCAGGAACAGUUAACAGUAGUUGGAACUCUGUAUGGCCAGAAGUAUGUGGACACCUCACAAAGAACGUGGUGAGAGGGGGGGGGGGGGUAAAUCAGUUAUUUGCCACUCGCCUUCUUCUAAAAGGUUUACCUGAGAGUUCGGAGGGUGUCUGUGGGAACCUGUUCAGUAGUCGACAGUUCCUGUUCCAGCACAGAUGUGUAAACACCUGGAGUGUAAUUAGAACGGUGUCCGCAUGUUUUUGGCCGUAUAGAUUAUUGCAUUCGAAGCGCUGACGCCUCACCUAAGUGCAAUAACACGUCUUUAUUCUACUGCGUACAAAUCUCUCUCAUUAUAUUAUUAUUAUUAUUAUUAUUAUUAUCGUUUAAGGUGGAUGUGAAAUCGGGUACACGAGCUUUAACUGCAGUCGUUCUGUGUGUCCAGAACGAAGCUUUAUUCUUCUUCUCUUUAUUUUAACCUACAGCAUGUAAAUGGAUCCUGAACUUUUAUUAAAACAAACGUUUCUGUACAGAAAUCUAACAAAUAAAUCAGAUAUUUAUUAUA
Molecule: messenger RNA, 4613 nt
Organism: Trichomycterus rosablanca
Lineage: Eukaryota; Metazoa; Chordata; Actinopteri; Siluriformes; Trichomycteridae
Gene: stk10
Product: serine/threonine kinase 10
Exons: 19
Coding region: 246-3080 (944 amino acids)
Biological process (GO): protein phosphorylation
Molecular function (GO): ATP binding; protein binding; protein serine/threonine kinase activity
Source: RefSeq, a predicted model, not a curated record